Messenger RNA from Daucus carota subsp. sativus, 1639 nucleotides. RefSeq lists its product as uncharacterized. Lineage: Eukaryota; Viridiplantae; Streptophyta; Magnoliopsida; Apiales; Apiaceae. The transcript has 4 exons. The record is from RefSeq and is a predicted model, not a curated record. The coding region runs from base 735 to 1301 and encodes 188 amino acids.
AAUCAAAAACAAAGGUGUCGAUUCAGGACAUUCUUGCUGGUACAAUACAAUAAGCGAAUCUGAGUGUUACUCAACUCUCUCUCUCUCUUGGUAUCUCUCGCUCUUUCUCUCCAUGUACAUAUCUAUAUAUACAUUUCCAAUAGUCCGUCCUCUAGUCCUGUACAGAUCUUCUAUGUCCCCUUGGACAGACAACACUCAUUCAUAAUAAUUCACUAAUCUUAAAUCUCCAAAAGAACCAAAACCCAUUUCUUAUUUUACUACUCAUCAGCCUUGUUUUAUCAGCUACUUCUUCUUUUUAACGUUUUCUUAAUUUGUGUGAUUAGUUAGAGACCCAAAAAGUUUGCAACUUUUUUGUGAAGAAUUCAAAUUUGUAUGUGGGGUUGGUGAGAAUUUGCAAGUUUUGAAUUUGCAUGAUAUGGGUGUUGUGUGAAAUUCCCAAAUUAGAUAUGGGUGUUGUGAAAGUUUCGAUCUUGAUUUGAGUUUCGGAUAUCGAAAUGGUGGGCAAUUUUGAUGUGAAGUGUUGGGUUGAUGGGCAUUUUAGCUUAGGGUUAUGAUCAUGAGUGGAUAACUUUGGGUCGUAAUUGUGUGAUUUGUGGUUUUGGCUUCCGAGUCUGUCUUGAAGAUAGUUAAGAUUGCUUGGGAAGUAUAGUUAAUUUGUGGAGACAAUAAUCUUGUUGGAUUGAAAUUUCGAUUCUUUUUUUUGGUUUGUUCUUUGAGUUUCACAAUUUGUGGAGAUGUCUGGUGGAACACCUACCGCAGGUGGAUACAUGAGGCAGAGACAUAGCCAAGGAUAUACCUCCAGCGGUGAUGACCUUGAGGAUGAUGCUUGUUCAAGGCCAUCAACUCCUUUGGCACCCCCAUUUCCAAAAAGUAGGACAUGGGUUGAAAUUGUGGAAAAUCUACUGUGGCUUGCUUCUGCGGUAUUUAUUGUUUACUAUGGUGAUCGGCACUCCAAUUUCGUUUACCUCCUUGUUCAUGAUGAUAGGAUUAAGAGAAUACCAUUAUACCUUGGGAUGUUGGGUGUCAGUUUAAACAUUAUUUUCUUCUUGUAUUCAAGCAUGUUAAUAUGGGGUUUUAGAAAGUCCAACGAGAAGUGGGAAAUAUCAAUUACGGCUGCUCUGCCUUUUAUUACAUUACUUGGGGUGAUCUCAUUUUGCUUGUUCUGUUUUGCUUUGUGGCCGAUCUGGAGUGUUUUGACCCUGCCUCUUGUGUUCACGCUGUUCAUGGCUUGCAUGGUUAUAUUGCCAUAUCUUCUGCUUGGAACAUUCAGACCACAAGCUGACACCCUACGUAUAGAUUAAAAGGUAGUGGUUAAGGCUGAAGCGAUAGUAUACCAUAUUAUACCAGAUAGAGAUGUUCGAUAGCUUUGCUGCAGGAUUGUAGAGAAGGUACUGGGUAAAACAGAAGCUAUAUCAUACCAGAUAGAGAUGUUUGAUAGCAUUGUUGCAGGAAUGUAGCUUGUUUUAUAACAAUUGACGCAUGAUAAGUGCAGAGUACAAAAUACUGAUAUAUUUCGACAAACCUGGUUCAGUUUUACUUUCAUAUCAUUGGAACAGUCGUUUGGCAAAAAGAAAAAUAUAUUGAAUUAGCAUAGACGCAGAUUUUUAACAGAGAACUGGUUAUGCAGUUGGUUUGUUCA